AUGAAUGCUGUGAGAAGGAAUACCUUGAGAGCUUUAACUAGAUUUUACAGCGAAGGUACUCAGAGCACUCCUCCACCACCCGCGCAAGCCAGUCAAACACCACCAGACGUUCCUGGGCUGAGCAGCAAUGUAAUUCAUCCAGCGGCACAGCCAGUGGGCCCUGGCGUCGAUCCUCAGAAGGCUGGAGCCUACAAAGUUCCUGAAUACUUUCAGUACGAUAACAUGAGUUUCUUCGAAGCUGAAAUAGAGAUGUCCAGGUUUAGAUGCCCUCAGCCAUCUGCUCUCAAGAAGUAA
This is a messenger RNA of Helicoverpa armigera (cotton bollworm), 294 nucleotides long. RefSeq lists its product as uncharacterized. Gene Ontology annotation, cellular component: mitochondrion. The record is from RefSeq and is a predicted model, not a curated record. The transcript has a single exon. Lineage: Eukaryota; Metazoa; Arthropoda; Insecta; Lepidoptera; Noctuidae. Bases 1 to 294 code for a protein of 97 amino acids.